Rhodotorula toruloides NP11 is the source of this 1212-nucleotide messenger RNA. Its product is annotated as cyclin H. Gene Ontology annotation, biological process: regulation of transcription by RNA polymerase II; regulation of cyclin-dependent protein serine/threonine kinase activity. Gene Ontology annotation, cellular component: transcription factor TFIIK complex; nucleus. The transcript has 6 exons. NCBI's taxonomy places the organism in Eukaryota, Fungi, Basidiomycota, Microbotryomycetes, Sporidiobolales, Sporidiobolaceae. The coding region runs from base 1 to 1212 and encodes 403 amino acids. Gene Ontology annotation, molecular function: cyclin-dependent protein serine/threonine kinase regulator activity. The record is from RefSeq and is a predicted model, not a curated record.
AUGGCUGUACAGAUCGGCACGAACGCUCAGAAUGCUGCUGCGUCUCCGGCUGUCCCGCUCUACCACCUGUCCUCGCAGUUUCGGCACUGGCGAUACUCUAAGGAACAACUCGAGCAGAUCAGGAAGGAGCUAAACGAGCAGGCGGUCGAGCGGGUGCGCAAGUUGUGGGAGGAGGAGAGGGCUUCGAGAACAGCGAUACCAUCAGCGACAGCAGCGGCGGACGGCUCCACGUCAAGCACUUCCGCACCGCCCUCGCAACCCGCAACUCCUCCUGAACCCUCAGAAAUCGAGUACCUCACGGUUGCAGACGAGCAGGCCCUGGUCGGGUACUACUUGACGCAGGCAGUCGCUCUCUGUGGAGCGCUCAAGUUCCCGGAGAUGGUCCUCGCGACGGCAAUCACGUACCUCAAGCGUUUCUACCUCCGCAACACCUGCAUGGACUACCACCCGAAGAACAUCAUGCUCACCUGCGUCUUCCUCGCGACCAAGACGGAGAACCUCCCAACUUCCAUCGACACCUUCGCCGCCCGUGUCAAGACCCCUCCCGCCGACAUCCUCUCGCUCGAAUUCCUCGUCUCGCAAAGUCUAAAUUUCGAGUACAAGGUCCACCACGCGCACCUCGCUCUGAGCGGUCUCGUGCUCGACUUGCAGACCGCAGGCUGCGACGCCUCCUCCGUCGCCUCUGCCCUCCCCCGCGCUCAGGUAUUCUGCCGGACCUCCCGCCUCACUCCCGCCGAACUCGUCUACACGCCCUCCCAAAUCGCUCUCGCCUGUCUCCGACUCGCAGAUCCUUCACUCGUUGAUACCUGGUUGGGCGACAAGGAUCUGAGGCGAGAGAAGGCAGAGGAUGAUCGGAAGGAGAAGCAGGUCAAGGCGGGCGGGAAUGUCGAUGGGGACGGGAAGCGACCGCAGACGGAAGGGCGGAGACCGGACAUACCGGAAGCGACGAGGCUGCAACGGGACGACUUAAUCAAGGUGCUCGACGAGGUGCAGGCGAUGAUCCAGGAGACACAGCGGAGCCCCAUCGACAAGGAGAAGGUCAAGGACAUUGACCGCCGGUUGCGAUGGGCGCGGAAUCCUGAGAAAGACCCGAAUAGCGCAUUAUACAAGAAGCGAAAAGCGCAAGAAGAGGCGGAGCGGGAAGAGAAGGACCGGGCGAAGGCCGUGAAGCGAGGUGAGGCGGCGCAGGACGAUGCGAGCGUGUUUGACUGA